UGCACCCGUGACACACUUGGAUAUAGAGACACACCAAUGAGCCACUGCAACACAGUGAGCAGGAAGAGUACAGCAAGCUGGUCAUCAGGUGCUGGGUUGGCUUUCCACAGAACUGCAAUGCUAAGAAGAGGCAGAAACGGACGGGCUCGGCACUUGGCCUGGAGUCAAACCUGGCAAGAGACAGAUGCCAUGGCUGUGAUCCAGUCAUCAGACAGAGAGGAACAGGAGGGUCGGACAGUCACACAGCUCUACUGCUGGAGCUCACUGCCCCCCUGGACUAGGGCCACGUCCGUGGACUUACAGGAUCCUGUUUGUAAUGUUUGCGUCAACCAGAUCAGUGACUUGGAGCCUGAGGUGGAUUACCGGGCCGGGUUCCAGACUGUCUCUGAGGUGGUGGCAUUGCCAAGCACAGUACCAGUGAAACGGGAGUCUUUCUUCCACUGUGACCCAGAGGAAGAGCUCAGUCCGCUUCUUGGCGUCAUCAGUGACUGUCUCUAUGGGGAGGAGGACAAAGGUUUUGACUGGGUGUGGGAUGACCACUGUAAGUCCUCUGGAGCCUUUCUGAGCUGUGACAACAGGAAGGUGAGCUUUCACUCAGACUACAGCUGCGGCACCGCUGCAAUCCGUGGCAACAAGGAGCUCGCAGACGGCCAACACUACUGGGAAAUCAAGAUGACCUCCCCUGUCUACGGUACAGAUAUGAUGGUGGGAGUUGGAACUUCAGAGGUGAACCUGGAGAAGUUCAAGUACAACUUUGGCAGUCUGCUGGGCCAUGAUGAAGACAGCUGGGGGCUCUCCUACACCGGUCUGUUCCAGCACAAAGGGGACAAAAUAAAAUUCUCUUCUCGGUUCGGUCAAGGCUCGAUCAUCGGAGUGCACCUGGAUACGUGGCACGGCACCCUCACCUUCUACAAGAACCGGCACUGCAUAGGUGUGGCUGCAACAAGGUUACACAACAAGAAGUUGUACCCCAUGGUGUGCUCCACAGCAGCCAAGAGCAGCAUGAAGGUGAUGCAGGCCUGCUAUACACCCACCUCCCUGCAGUACCUUUGCUGUGCAAGGCUGCGCCAAAUGUUGCCGUGUUGCCCAGACCUGUUUAAUGCCCUGGAUCUGCCCCCUGGCCUGCGUGUCCUCCUCCACAUACAGCUGGGCUGGGUCUUCAGCCUCAGCAGCAGCCCCGAACCCUCAGAGGAGCAGGAGGAUUUCGGCAAGACGAGCCUGCCUUCGAGCCCCUGCCCCAACCUGAGCCCGGUGUCCAGUGCCUGUGCUUCCCCCAGCCCCUGCACCAGUCCGAUUCCCAACACGGACCCUUACCCGUCACCUCAAACUCAUUCCAGCGCUUGCUCCUGUCCCCCAUCUCCUCCCAGCAGCGACUACGAGAGCUGCUGCUCCGAGCCAGAAGAUUAUCAGUGCAAAAGGUGCCGUUGGACUUGACCACGUGGUCCAGCGGAGGAGAUGUUUGACAAAAAAGAAAGAAAAUUGGCACACAGCUUUUCUACCGUUGCCACAAAUUUCUCCUUUUGUUGAUCACAGAGAGAUAUUUUAGCCAACAUUUGAGUGGAUCGUUGCUUAUUUGUUUGCUAUGUAACAAGUAUUUGUCUUCCACAUAAUGUUGAAAUGAACAAGAACAAAGAGUGUGUGUGUGAGAGAGUGUGUGUGUGUGUGCGAGUGAGAGAUGAGGCCUGCUGCCAUUUAAAGAGGUUAGAUUCAGAGAGAGAAGAGGCAAACAAAAGGUAAACUUCUAGAAAGCCGUAGACUCUGGAAGGAACAGAGGUGCUUUUUGAUACUGUGAAAUCGACUUUUUGUAAACGUGUUUUGUAAUCGCCAUUUUGCUUAAAUGUCAAAGGUAGCUCUGCACUGCACUCUGCAGUUUUUUUUUGUUUCAUUUUCUAUUUCCAGUUUUUGCUACUUUUCUUUAUGGAUUUUCUUACUCAGGUUCAUUCUUUAAAAUAAAACCAAAAAACUAGAAA
Maylandia zebra (zebra mbuna) is the source of this 1970-nucleotide messenger RNA. It is a transcript of the gene spsb3b, whose product is annotated as splA/ryanodine receptor domain and SOCS box containing 3b. The record is from RefSeq and is a predicted model, not a curated record. Gene Ontology annotation, biological process: proteasome-mediated ubiquitin-dependent protein catabolic process. NCBI's taxonomy places the organism in Eukaryota, Metazoa, Chordata, Actinopteri, Cichliformes, Cichlidae. Gene Ontology annotation, cellular component: SCF ubiquitin ligase complex. Gene Ontology annotation, molecular function: protein binding.